Messenger RNA from Metarhizium brunneum ARSEF 3297, 369 nucleotides. NCBI's taxonomy places the organism in Eukaryota, Fungi, Ascomycota, Sordariomycetes, Hypocreales, Clavicipitaceae. The record is from RefSeq and is a predicted model, not a curated record.
AUGCUUGGCUACCCCAAAAUCAUGGUGCUCACCGCACAAUUAGUUGCCAUAGCGACUGCGACUCCGGAAGUGAACAACAACGUCAAGCGCGACGUGUGGCCUGGAUGUUUGGAUCAGCACACAACCCGAGCACUCACGGACUCAAAAGCUAGCCGAUACGCAGGUGUUACAACCCCAAGUCCGGUGCGGUCCCCAAUGGCGUCCAACUGCAACAAGUUUUGCUGGGUUCCGCCAGGUGCCUGGUGCGAGUCCGUAGCGAAAAACAACGGCAUCACCACUGAGAAAUUUGUCGCUUGGAACGCUUAUGUCGGCCUCAAGUGUGAUGGGCUCUGGGCCAACUACUACGCCUGCGUCGGUGUUGGCGAGUAG